Molecule: messenger RNA, 1380 nt
Organism: Cucurbita moschata (crookneck pumpkin)
Lineage: Eukaryota; Viridiplantae; Streptophyta; Magnoliopsida; Cucurbitales; Cucurbitaceae
Product: eukaryotic translation initiation factor 2 subunit beta-like
Exons: 10
Coding region: 270-1082 (270 amino acids)
Biological process (GO): translational initiation; formation of cytoplasmic translation initiation complex; formation of translation preinitiation complex
Cellular component (GO): eukaryotic translation initiation factor 2 complex
Molecular function (GO): mRNA binding; translation initiation factor activity; translation initiation factor binding
Source: RefSeq, a predicted model, not a curated record
AAAUGAGGUAUAUAUAAAAUAUUCUUAAAAGAAAAACAAAACCCUAAAUUCUAUUUUCCCCGGUUUUUUUCUUCUCCCUCUCACUGCAGUAGCCGCACAUCUGCACCCUUUCUUUUAGCUCUUUCCUUCGUCUUUCAUAUACCCUCCCUUCCACAACUCAAACCGGCCCCUGUGCAGCAUUCUUGUACAACAGCCAAUCGUCGAGGUUCGUUUACACUCUCAUCUUCCGUAACCCCGUUCUCUCAGUGGAUCAUAGUUCGCAAGGAAUCAUGGCAGACGAAGUUCAGAAUGAUGUGAAUGAUCAGGUGGCAGAUAUUGCCCCCUUUGAUCCAACUAAGAAGAAGAAGAAGAAGAAGGUUGUACUUCAGGAUCUGGCUGAUGAGUCUGUUGACAAGUUAGCAGAGAAAACCGAAAGUUUGUCAGUUUCUGAUGGUCUGGAGACUACCACAUUUUCUGGACUUAAAAAGAAGAAGAAAAAACCAGUAGAGGCUAUUUCCUUGACUGACGAUGGUGCCGAUGCUACGGAGGAUUUGGAAGAUCAAGCGGGGGAGAACGAAGAUCAAGACGGAAUUACUUUACAGUAUCGUUAUCCUUGGGAAGGAAGCGAUCGUGAUUAUGAAUAUGAGGAGCUUCUUGGACGGGUAUUCAACAUUCUUAGAGAGAAUAAUCCAGAGCUUGCAGGCGAUAGGCGUAGAACAGUUAUGAGGCCUCCUCAAGUUCUUCGUGAAGGCACAAAGAAAACUGUUUUUGUCAAUUUCAUGGAUCUCUGUAAAACGAUGCAUCGGCAGCCAGACCAUGUUAUGGCUUUCUUAUUAGCCGAACUGGGAACCAGUGGAUCUCUUGAUGGACAGCAGAGAUUAGUUGUUAAAGGAAGGUUUGCACCAAAGAACUUUGAAGGAAUUCUGCGUCGAUAUGUCAAUGAAUAUGUGAUUUGCAUUGGGUGCAAGAGUCCAGACACUAUCCUUUCAAAGGAGAAUCGACUCUUCUUUCUCAGAUGUGAGAAGUGUGGUUCUGGACGAUCAGUUGCUCCCAUUAAAGCUGGUUUUGUUGCUCGUGUCGGCCGGAGGAACGCUGGGACAUGAUUAUCACUUGUUUGCUUGUAUGGAAGCCUGAUGUUUUUGAGUAAUAACCACUUGUUAAAACUUGGUUUACUAUCGAAUUGUCGCAAGUGAAUUUUGAAGUGAAUGCGAUAUUGUAAUUGGGGUUCUAGAAUUUAAGAUAAUGACGAGUUACAAGGCCGUGUUUAUUCUCUUUUCUUUCUGUCCAUUUGGAUGUCUAGAUGGCUACUGAUUGGGUUGUAUUUGGGCAAUUACAAGGCUAUCCAAAAUGGCGUUAUGAACACACACUCGCAAAUUCAUUCAAUUACAUGAUAUGUUAAAU